Molecule: messenger RNA, 1141 nt
Organism: Triticum dicoccoides
Lineage: Eukaryota; Viridiplantae; Streptophyta; Magnoliopsida; Poales; Poaceae
Product: probable staphylococcal-like nuclease CAN3
Exons: 8
Coding region: 34-939 (301 amino acids)
Cellular component (GO): cytoplasm
Source: RefSeq, a predicted model, not a curated record
CAAGCCAUACAUAUCUAGCUACCUGAUUAGACCAUGGGUAACACACAGCAGACCGGCGUCAAGGAGGAUGAUCAUGGUGGCGGCGGCAACCAGCUCUUCGUUUUCCUUGAUCAGGUCCUGGCCGGCGUUGCUGAAAACCCUCUCGCCGGAGGGCAUGACUUUGAGGCAACCUCCAUGUUGAAAAAUUGCAGGAUAAACAACACUGAUGCAUACGGAGGAGGCAUCAGCAGCAGGAGCAGGACAUCACGGCGGGGGCGGCGGCCGGUGCCGGAGGGCGUGCAGUUCGUGCUCAACACUUUACCGGUUGACCCAAGCUGCAUUGGGGACGGUGAUGGCUUCACUGCUCAUGUGAUGGAGAUGGCAGGUGAUACAAACAACCGAGCUCCAAAGCAAUGCCGAAUAAGAAUGAGAGGGAUUGAUGCACCGGAGCUGAACAUGGAAUAUGGGAAGAAGUCAAAGAAAGGGUUGGUGAAGCUUAUUGGAGAGAAAUGCGUUGAGAUUCAUGUGUAUGGGAUGGACCACUUUGAUCGAUAUAUUGGUGACAUCUACUGUGACGGCGUCUUUAUCCAAGAACAAAUGCUGAAAAGGGGCUUGGCCUGGCACUUCAAAAAAUAUGACAAACGUCCUGAAUUCGCACAAUGGGAGAGAGAAGCGAAAAUGGCACGCGUAGGGCUUUGGAUAUCAGAUAAUCCUCAGACACCAUGGGACUGGAGGAGGGAUCAUCCCAUGAACAAAAAAAAGGAGAAUGCAGAUGACAUUCAGGGUCCUACUCCUGCAGUAGGUGAUGUGAAGGCCGGAGGAGGCGUGUCGAUGACCGACAAGAACAUGAACACGAACUACGCCACCCUGGCGGGCGCGGUCGCUGGCCUAAGCGCCAUAGGAGCGGGACUCUACCUCAUGUCCAAGCCUAAGAAGACAGAAGAGGUUGUUGACGACUGAAGGCGCCGCCUUGGUUGCCUGAGAUGAUGAUAAUAAAUUUCGAUGUAACCUUGUGAGAAUCUGAGACUGAGAUGUUGUUUUGCUACAUACAUUGUGUUGUUGCUAUAGUAGUUUGUUUCGUUCAUAUAUAAGGUGGUUUUGUCAUGUGAAUUGUCCUCCUCCCAGAUCUGUAAUUUGUUUAUCUUUUGGUCUUAGUGGUAAA